AUGAAGCUGUCGCCGAAAACAAAUUCAAAUUUAAUUGCCAGCAAUAAAAAAGCCAUUCAUAUCAUCAAAAAGUAUAAUCAGACAACAAUUAUUAUUGAUAAUAAUUUAAUGCUGCAGCCAGUUUAUUCUUGUAUAUCACGAAAAGGAAAGACUCAUUGUCGACGGGACGAGACAAUAUCAUUCGUCGUUUUCAUUGUGACUCAUGAAGGAAAUAAUUAUCGUCAACGAAGAGCUUAACUUGCGGCAAUUUACGACAAACUAAAAGGACAGACCUCGGGUCAAACGUGUACUGAAAAUCUACAUUCAAGAUGAUGUGGUUGUUAAUGAAAAAGCUGACGACUUUAAUUUAAAUUUUUUAUCAUGAUCAAGUGCACCAAUGGUAAAGGCGAACCCGAAGAUAGCAAUUGUAGCAACCCAUGAAAACAACCUUAAUGUACGAGAAAGUGGAGUAAAGAUAUGUGACAUGCGCAAAGCUGUGUUUUGUGGAUCAGCUGGAUCAGCUGGAUCAGCUGGACGAUCGGGACUAUCUGGAUCAUUUGGAUGCUGGAUGCAUAUACGUUUUGGAUGUGGUUGUAAUAGGUUGCAACAUUGUCACAACUGUACAUGAUACAAAUAUUUACUGCUGUUGAACAGAAAGUUAAAACCCAGUUUUUAAUUACGUAUACAUUUAAAAAAGUCAUUAAUUAUAUCAAGUAUUUUCAAUCAAAUUUUUAAAAUCUAGUAUUCAACACUUGAAUUAUCCAUCGAAUUUUUUAUUAAAAAUAAAAAAUGGAGAGUAAUCCAAGAAAAAAAAGAAAGAUGGAGACUGAAUUCACGGAGCAAGAAGCAAGAAGAAUGUUUUGGACUGCUUCUCAACGCUACGAAUACGAUAAAAUCAAUUUUAUUAAUAUGGGAACUGAUAUAAUACGUUUAUUAAGUAAUGACGAUUAUAUUGAAGAUAUUGUAAAUAAUAAUUAUUAUAAUUCCAACAAACUAAGUUUGCAAAAAGCAAUAAAAUAUCCUCGUUUUUCUGUGUUUAACAUGAAACGACUGAUAGCUAGCGAUCCACGACUCGAAAAAAUAUGCAUAGAUGGUCGGAACAAUUUCUUCUAUUCAAGCUAUGUGUCAUAUACAUUUAAUAAGGGUAAAGCUCAUUCAGAUAAGAAAUUACAUGAAAAAGUGGACGAUUUUAAAUACCUAAUUAAUUUAUAUGGAUCACAUUUAAAAGUUCUAAAUGUAGAAGAAUAUCCUUUUUCUGAAAUAAUGCCACUGAUCAAUACUAAUUGUCCUAAUCUCAAUGAACUUAUAUUACAAUUCAAAAAAAUUGAAAGCCAAGAUUUUGAAAAUGUUUUUUCUAAUAUGUCUCAUCUUGAAGUACUGAGGAUUAAUUGGCAAUGUGAAGAUUUAAAUCUACCAUUGACUUUGGUUGAGUCAUUAGAACAAGUUGGUGGAACCUUGAAAGAGCUAUGUCUUUCACGUAAUCAAAAUCAAGAUCAUCUCUGCCUACCAGAUUCAUUGGCUUCCGUAUUUCUUCAAUUAAUCACUUUGGAAAAGUUGAAUAUAAUUUAUUUUGAACCAAGCCAAUUAUUACUCCAGUCGAUAAGUAAAAUGAAAAAUUUGGUUCAUCUAAGAUUCAUGUGUUCUUGGCUGAACAAUGAUCCAGUUUUUGAUGAAAAAAUUAAUAUGUAUCCAAUUGGAAAUUUACAAAAUCUCGAGACACUAUAUAUUAAUUUUGAUUGUGGUGUUACAGAUGAAUUUUUAAUUAAUCUCAGUAAUAAUGCUAAAAAAUUAAGACAUUUAGAUAUAAUUGGUAAAAAUAUAACAGAUAAUGGUAUGAUUGCACUCAAUAAUCUAAAAGAAUUAGAAUCACUCAAAUUUAAUUUAAAUGAAUUAGAAGAAAAUAAUUUCAUCACGGAUAAAUCAAUUGAAUGUUUAAUUAACGAAAAAUUAGAAUACUUGAAUAUAUCUAAUUUUACUAAAAUCACUAAUAGAUCGAUGGUCAAACUUUUUGAAAAUUUGCCGAAUUUAACUACUUUAUAUGUUAGAAAUACUAACAUAACUAUUGAAGUUGCCAGAGAAUUGUCAAAAUUAACAUUAUGUCAUAAGAAAGCAAUAUUUGUUUAUGUAUCUUUUGAAGACCGUGAUAAUGUGUUUAAAUCAUUUGCGCUGACAGAUUUUUUUUUCAAGUCUAAUUUUAAUACUUGUAAAUACAUCGAUAUAUUAAUCUAGAUAUUCACUAUUUUAAAAAUUCCAAAAAAUAUCACUUAUUAAUA
Aphidius gifuensis is the source of this 2252-nucleotide messenger RNA. RefSeq lists its product as uncharacterized. NCBI's taxonomy places the organism in Eukaryota, Metazoa, Arthropoda, Insecta, Hymenoptera, Braconidae. Bases 769 to 2208 code for a protein of 479 amino acids. The transcript is spliced from 7 exons. Gene Ontology annotation, cellular component: SCF ubiquitin ligase complex. Gene Ontology annotation, biological process: SCF-dependent proteasomal ubiquitin-dependent protein catabolic process. The record is from RefSeq and is a predicted model, not a curated record.